This is a messenger RNA of Paramecium pentaurelia, 1195 nucleotides long. Lineage: Eukaryota; Ciliophora; Oligohymenophorea; Peniculida; Parameciidae. The record is from the annotation of a GenBank genome assembly.
UAUGAAAUCAAUUAGAUAAAGGUUGACUCCAACUAAAAUCAAAUUAAAAGAUGAUACAAACAUAAGCAGAGUUUGUUGUGUCAAUCAUUCAAAUAAAAGUGCUAAGUAUUAUGUGGCAAAAGAUAAUUCUAUAUAUCUAUGUUCUAAAUGUGCAGUGUAAAUGAUGGGAAAAGGAUAAAAAGUUGAAUAGAUGCCAGGUCUUGAAGAAGAAUAUAGAAAGAAAUAAAUAAAUCAAUUUAUCAAUUAGGUAAAUAACAAUAUUCCUCAUAUUGAUAAAAUGAUGAAUGCUUUAAUUACAAAAAGAGAUGACAUUUCAAAAUACUAUGAAUAACAAAAAGAAAAAGUUGAAAAGUUUCAUACUCAAAUAUUCUAAUAAUUAGAAGAAGAGAAAAUGAAAAAGUUAUAAUAGUUAUACAAUAAUUUUAAGAAUGUAUCAAAAUAAUAUGAUGAAAGCAUUUAAAGUUUAUAGUAAUCUAAAUCUGAAACAAUGUGUAUGAAAAAGGAUAUUGAAUGUAAUCUAAAUUAAAUUAUCAAAUAAAUUUAAAAUGAACCUUUUAAUGAAAUUAUGGCUAGUUAUCAUAAAAAUCUACAAAUAUUUAUUGGUAAAACUGAUCUUAUAGCCAAAACUCCAAUUGAAGUACUUAAAGUUACAUUAAAUGAACCAAUUAAUUUAAGUCAUCUAAUUUCAAUUCAAUAAUUAAAAACAUGUUUAAUAAAAAAAAACGUUUAAGAUUAAAAUAGUAAGUAAGAAUCCAAUGAUAGUGUAUAUUAAAGUUUAGAAAAGAAAGAAUAUUCUACUUAACCAAAAGUAAGUAGAAUGGCUUUAUCUUCAGUAAAGACUCCAAAGUAGGAUUAUAGUAUUAAAAAUGUUGCAUCAUUUGAGAUAACAAGUGAAGAUUGUUAUGAAGAAGGACAUUCAUAAAUGAUAGAGAGAGAUGAUGUAGAGAAUUCAUAUUAAAUGAUGUUAUUAGAUUCACAUUCAGAUCAAGAAGAUAAGAAACCUGAAUAAGAUAUAUUAGGAUCAUUUGGACCUAUUUAAAUAAAUAAUUCUAAAACAAAUAAUAAUAUAUUAUAACCAAAUAAUAAUAAAGUAUUGGUAUCAAAAAUAAUAGAAAGAAACAAUUAAAAAAAUGAUAGAAAUAUAGAAAAAAAUUAUAUGUUUAAAGCUGCAAAUACAUCCCUUAAGAUUGUAUGA